GUUGAAGAGCUUAUUUGGGUACGUCGUCAACCUUUCAUCAUAUAUAUACAGAUCGUGUGCACGCGUCGGCAGUAUGCUGUGCUGCCAUGUGAUGUCCCUGUCUGCCAGGGCCCUCUCGUCAACCCACAUGCAGGCAACGCGAGAGGCGCCUGGCGGACAUCGGAUUCACAGCACGCACCACCACCUCAGUGCGUAGCUCAAAGGUAGGUACAUCAUCAAUCUCGGGGUCACAGAUACACACGUGCGAGCAUUACACAGUCGCACCCAUCCCGUCUAGAUAGUCUAUCUAAGAUGGUCAGCGUGCCCCUCUCGCAAGCACCAGCCUGGCCAUGAAGGGAGGAAUGCGAUCAGCGUCCUCGAGACCCUCACCCUGACAACACACGCACGUCAUUGACCACACGAGCCGUACGUAUCUGAACAGCAUGCCCUGCGAAGCUCACCCUCUCAUCAAAGUCCGUCCGCACCAGCGCAUACCGCCGGCUGCCGUGGCCCUUUGCCAGCGUCAUCUGGAACACCGUGCAUCGGUUCUCGGUGGUCGAGCGCAAUGUGAAUGUGCCGAUAUCGUCAUAUUGCUGGGGCUGGGGGGGUGGUAUCGCUCGAGAGGGGACGGGGGCCACUGGCGAUGCGGACGGCGAUGGGAGGGGGGGAGGGAGACGGGGCGACGGUGUGGCAGCACCAGGGGAAGAAUCUGCCGACAUUAAUGAAAGAGAGAGGGAGAGAGAUCACCAUUGGAUCGAUGCACCGAUGCGUGGUCUGACUGUGUCGCUCGAAAUCGACUUUCCACCCGAGCAGCGUUUUGAUGCCCUCACGAUACGCCCUGACGACAACACCAGAUCGGACAAGAUCGAAUCAGAUCAAAUCUGCCUGUCCGCCCUCUCCAUCUCUAGGUUCUCACUGCAUGGUGUUCUGGUAUUGCGUGUUUCUUCGUUUCUCUUGAUCCACUCGUCUGCGACAUUCGUCCAGGUCCUCUUUGAGCGACCGCACCUGGUUUGUCAACGACUCCCUCUCCUUCUCCAUACGCACCUGCACACACAUAGGGUAUGACAGGCAAAUGGUGCCGCUGUCUGUCUGUCUGUCUGUCGUGUGCGCGUCGCGUACUGUGUCUUUGUUGCCGGAGUGGCCGUCAGUGCCUUUGCUGUGUGGUGCUCGGUCGGGGUCUGGGAAGGAGGGGCUGCCCUUGAGGCGGGAGCGCUCCUCUGCAUAAGCUGCAUGCGAUGGUCGGGCGGCAUCGGUGUCGGCCCCUGCCAGUGAUCUUGCCUCGCGCAGCUCCUGAUGGACGCAUGGAUAACAUUUGCCACGUUUCACCCUGCCUACAUCGGUUUCAGUCCUGCACCUGUUGCAGCCGCUUGUUCUCUUGUUCCAACUCGGCGAUCCGUGACCUGUCGCGAGCGCUAUGCGGGGGCUGACAUGAGCGACGGGGAGAUGACAUGCCAAUAUGUAUGGGCCCACAUGUGCCUGCCUUGUGUGGAUGGCUCAUGCAUUACCUGCUGGUCGGCUACGACGCGUGUGCCUCGAGAAGGCGACCUGUCCUUCUGCCUGGCAAACACACACAGAUGGACGGACCAUUGAUUGGACGGUGUCCUGUGUGUGUCGGCAGCUACAUGCCUACCGCUGUCUUUGCGUCUGUUUGAGGUCCUCGCGCAGCCUCUGCAUCUCACGCUCGUGAGCUGAUAUAUGGACAGAUCCAGACAGAGGUCAGUCGAGCAUGGAAUACCGCCGGAUGGAUGCUUUCCAAGGCCUUUGCUUUGGUACCUCUUGCCUCCUGCUUGGCGGCCUCCGUGAGGCGCUGCGUGCACACGAACGAAAAGAACAAGAAGAUGAAGAACACGACACUUACACUAGGUACCUAGAUACCUUUCUGUCCUCCUCGUAUCUCUUGGCCUCGGCCUUUCGCUGGUGGAUAGAUACCAACACAGACAGCACACAUAAUGACAUCAUGUGGUCUUCCCGGGUCGGUGUAUAUCACAUCACCGACCGACACACCCUGUCUAUCUCUUCUUGCAGCCUGCGGUCGGCGUCCUGAAGCUCAGCGAUGCGAUCAUUUGUCCGACGGUCGUCCGCCGACGGAGCCUGCAUGGCAUGCAUACGCACAAGAACAAACACCUUGGUGUUGAUAUGAUGCAAGUGUGUUGUCAGUCACCUGUUCUAGUUUCUUCUGCAGGUUUGCGUAUCUCUGUUUGUGCUCUUCCGCCAGCUCCUUCUCGAGCACCAGCUCCUCAGCCUUGGCGGCACACUCAGACCUGCAGGAAAUACAUACCCGCCCGCCACAGACCAAACGAACCGCCACGUCACGCGUACUCAUGUGGGUGCCUGCCUGUGCAUCCGUACUGACUUGGCCUCGUCGUGUUCCUGCUGCAGGAGGUUCAUCUGCGCCUCGAGAGAACAACACUCUGCACACACGACAGACACCUCUCACGUUCGCGUGCUGUCGAUUGAUUGCAUCGCUUGGCUGAGUGUUUAGUUACUUGAUCUCAGCUGAGUGAGUUCCUUCCUCAUGUGGUCGGAUUGCUCCUUGGCCCGCUGCUCAGACUCCGCCCGCGCCCUCGCCUCUCGGCUCGUCACAUCCUGCCUGCGGACCGGGCACACAUUUGGCGAUAUGAUUACACGCAGGAAUGGAAUGUAGGCUGUGCAGUUGUGUCGUGCAUUUGCGUAGCUUACGAGUGCCUGAGCUCCUCUACGAGCGACUCUUGGCGUGACGCAUGCUGUUUGACACACAGGCAUGGGCAGGUGACCUACGCGCUUACACGUCUGUGUAUGAGUGCCGGCUGCCCACCUCUUGCGCCUCCCUGAGGCUGGUCUGCAGCUCCCUCACUCGCCCUUCCAGCUCGUCACACCUCGACUCAUAUGGACGAUGGCGCUCCAACUCGGCCAGCGCAUCUGCACAGAGAAUGUUGAUCAACACAAUGCACAUACAAUACACAGACGGGCGUGCGUACGUACCAUCUCUCUCUCUGAUGACGUCCUGGUGCCUUCUGCCGUUGCGCUGCAUCUGGGCGAUUGCAUCGCGGGCAUCGGCAAGGCUCAGAUAAGGAGCUCUCUCGCGCAACUCUGACAGCUGAACACAAGACAUCCACACGCACACACACGGGAUCAUCGUGCUUGUGGAAUUCUGCUGUUUGUUGACUACGUCUUGGGAGCUGAAUUCAUCGACGCAGUUGACAAUGUCCUCGAGUGAUCGUCGUAGGCUCCUCGUCUCCCAUGCGCUCCCAGGCCCGCCAGACGGCGGCCGCAUCGCAACAAACAGCGGCAACACACGUGGCAACACAAAUUGCUGAGGUGCGAUGCUCGCGGCGACCGAGGAUUCUUUCAAGUGCUGUAUACCAUUAAGCCCUAG
Molecule: messenger RNA, 3334 nt
Organism: Vitrella brassicaformis
Lineage: Eukaryota; Vitrellaceae
Source: the annotation of a GenBank genome assembly